AUGUGGAUGAGAAUGUUGAGGGGGGCGGCCCAGGUGUGCAAGACACCAGACGGCCGCCAGUUCAAGGUCGGCUCUGGCCUCAGCGACGCCCAGCGCCGCGACCCGCCCGCGGUCGGGCGGAUCAUCACGUACAGGUACCAGGAGCUCACGGCAGCGAACCUGCCGCGCUUCCCGACGCUGGUGGCCGAGCGACCAGACUUGGAUUGGUCCACUGUGAUCGCAGACUACGUGCCCCCGGGUCCGCGCGUGGACGCGGCGCUUAAGAAGAAGCACACCGUCCUCUUCGGCGACAGUGCCCAGCACAGCGGGCUGGGCGCGGCUGGCGCCCCGGAGGCGCCGGCAGAGGUGCAGCGCGGGCUGAAGCGGCCGCUGUCGCAGGUGGACGUUAUGCAGCUGGGCGCGGCAGAGGACCCAGGGUGCGGUGCCGACCUCGUGGAGGCGGCCGUUCGCGCGGCGAUCCUGGAGAGGGGCGCCAGGCGCACGGUGGCCGCUGCGUGGCUCGUGCGACGGCGGCGGCUGUGCUCUCGGCAUGCGCUGCACCGCGAAGCGCAGGAGUCUGCUGCGGCGGACGGCAUGGACGAGGACGACAUCAACGACGAGCGGGCUGGCGGCCUUCGGCGCGGCGCUGCUGGUGGUGAUGCUCCUCUCGCUGGUGAGCCUCGUGCCGCUGCGGUGGCGGCUGCCCCCCCGGCGCUGGCGGCGCCUGCGGUGGCGCUGGCGGCUCAUGUGGCACGGCCCCGGGUGGAGGCGGAGGCUGGCAUCGCGGCGUCGUCUGGGGGGACUGGCUCGGACACGGCCGCGCGCGCGGAUGUGAUCGCGUAG
Messenger RNA from Prorocentrum cordatum, 822 nucleotides. Lineage: Eukaryota; Dinophyceae; Prorocentrales; Prorocentraceae. The record is from the annotation of a GenBank genome assembly.